Molecule: messenger RNA, 4580 nt
Organism: Poeciliopsis prolifica (blackstripe livebearer)
Lineage: Eukaryota; Metazoa; Chordata; Actinopteri; Cyprinodontiformes; Poeciliidae
Product: C-Jun-amino-terminal kinase-interacting protein 4
Exons: 28
Coding region: 408-3374 (988 amino acids)
Biological process (GO): vesicle-mediated transport
Cellular component (GO): cytoplasm
Molecular function (GO): MAP kinase scaffold activity; signaling receptor complex adaptor activity; JUN kinase binding
Source: RefSeq, a predicted model, not a curated record
AAUCGGACAACAACCUCGUUCUUUAAACUGGUUUCAGUAAUUGAUACCGUCUCCGACGAAAAAGCACGAAACAGCAGAGUUUUAUUAGGUUGUAGAGUAAAAAUCAGCCCAGAACCGCCGGUGGAGGAUGGGAUCUGAAACUCCUUCAGUCAUCAUGCAGAGUUUGCUGGCAGGCCUCUGAGAGGAUGCUCCAUUUAAUGGUCUGCAAACAAACUUAAUGCUGUGAAAAAUGGGUGGUGCCAGUGUUGACAGAAGUGUCAGAGAGCUAGCUAGACUAGUUAUAUUAGUUGGAAAGGAAGUCCACUCUAGUAUGUUUGUCACAGAAUUGUAAGAAAUCACUGUUUGCCCCAAGUUUGGAGGACGUUUUUUUAAGUAAAUUGUAUCGAAUUUCAAAAACUAAGAAGCCGAUGGACUACAGCGAGAAAGUGCUGUGUGGAACGGGGGAGGUGGAGCUGGAUCCAAACAUUGUGAGUGAGGAGGCAGGAAAACUUUAUGCAGAACUACAAAAUGUUAUUGAGACUCAUGGUGAAGGAGUGGUGGAGUCCCUGGUGCCCACAUUCGUGUGGGUCUUGGAGGGGCUGGCUAACUGCAAAGCCCAGCUGAGAGAAAGAGAGGAGGAAGCAGAAAGGGAGAAAGCUGAGCGAGAGGAGCUGCUGGAGAGAUACCAAGCAGAAAAAGCUCUGAGGAAGGAAAGUCAGGAGAAAUAUUUAGAACUGGAUGAUCAAUUCGAACAAGAGAGGCGAGCCAUGAGGGGAAGAGAAAAAGAGAGAGAGCUGCGGGAGAGAGAUCUGGAGAAGAAAGCAAGACACCAAGCUGAUCAAUUGGUGGCCUUGGAGGAGCAAAAGACGAAUCUUUCUAGAGAGCUGAGUACACUGAGAAAUGCUCACAACAAGUUGACUAACUCGUAUCGAGAACUUUUGGAGAAAAGGAAGGACUCUGAAACGGAUUAUCCUUUAAGAAACCACUUCCGUCCCAAGAACGCAGAAUUUCCAUCUCAAGUGUUAUCCAGAUCCAGUAUUAAUGAAAAAAUUAUUCAGAGACCACACUCAAACUCUGGCCCACCAUCUCUGGAAGCUCUAGAAGCCAAGGAAGAAAAAGUGUUUGCUGUUACUGCAAAACCUGCAACGGAUCUGUUUGUGGCUGACAUCAUAAGCUCCACGCCUGAGCUUACACAGUUUCACAACAAUGUAAAAGCAAGCACCCCUGACAAAUCUAAAACUGAUGAGUCACUAACAAAUGAACCGGAGGAUGAGUUGAGGAACUUGGAUGAGCUUCAGGUGGGAGAAGUAAAAGGAGAUGAGGUGAAGGAAAAGAACCAGAAGGAUGGGGAUGAGAUGGAUGAAGAUGACUGCAUAGAGUGGGACCUCCGCAACACAGACUCUGUAUUCUCUGAACUGUCAGAACUGAGUCGAGAUUAUUUGGAGAGUGUAGACCGAGGGGCCAGCAUCAGAGGCAGUGCAGACCAGUUUGAGGAGAUUCUUUCCCAGUUUGAGGAACUGAAAGUCCUCCAUGAGUCAGUUGAAGCUGCUCGUAAGGCGCUGAUAUCCCGGGUGGUUGAGCUGACCGACGAUCGCUCUGCCCUCACCCUGGAAGUGGCGACUCUUCAGGAAACUGUGGCGCAUGUAGAGGGACGGCUAAAGGAGAAGGAAGAGGAAAUAAAGAGACUACGGAGAGAACUGGAAACAUGCCAGCCUGAGGAUCCUGAUGCUGCUUUGCCCACAUCCAUGCGUCCAUUUUCGCGCUCUGAAAUGGCUCGUGUGGUCAUGGAGAAGAACCAGUACAAGCAGCGUCUGUUUGAGCUGCAGGAGGCUCUGAGACACAGUCAGACAAUAAGAGCAACAAAAGUGGAGAAAUUUACAGAGGACAGAAAGUCAAGUGUUUGGAAAAAAUUCAACCGCUUGUUUGGCCUGUCCAAGGAGCCUCUGGUACCCGCUCCGACAUCUGCAUUGGUUCUGCCAGCUUCCUCAUCACUGAGCCGCUCUCCCCAGGGGUCUUCACAGCUACCAACAAUUAAUAAAACCCAGCCUGAAUCUGCUGCUCCUGCUGGUGUUUCACCCCGCGCCCGGAGGAGGGAACUCUACAGAGAAAUCCGCUCCCAUGUUUGGGGAACUCUAGGAAAGCGACACAUACAUGGCUGGAGUUUGCCACUGGCCAACACCCAGCAGUCUGGUGAGCCUGUUCCAGAGCCUAAAGAUGUGCCUGUCUUGGUCCAACUCAGACUCUUAGACCAAAGGGACUCCACUGCCAAGCUUAACUGUGCUGUUGCAGUCACACCUGAGAUCUCAGGAGAAGCCACAUGUUCGGUGUGGGUUGUUUCGGGUCCUGCCUCUUGCAGUGAAAUCACGGUGAUUGACCCAGCACGGUCCAACACAGUACUGGAUCAGUUCAGCCUCCCUCCCACAGCCCCUGCCCUCUGCAUCUGUGCUGUACCCCCCACAGAAAACUCGGCAGGGACUGUGUGGAUUGGAACUCAGGAAGGAAGUAUUCUAGUUCAUCCAGCCUCUGCAGGAAGGAGGCGAUGUGUGCAGACAGUAUGUCUCACAGAGGGUGUGCAUUCACUAGUGUACUCCAACAAUCAGGUUAUUGCUGGUUUAGCUGAUGGUACUCUGGCAUUUUUCUCUCAAACUUCAGACGGAUGGAAUCUGCAGUCGCACUCCGUGAUGCCUCUUGGAGUAAACCCUCUGCAGCCCAUUCGCUGCUGCCUCGCAAAAGGUGCUCGUCUGUGGGUUGGAUACUGGAACAAAGUUCAUAUCAUAGACACUGACAACAAGAAAGUAGAGCAAGUAUUUUCUGUAUCGGAGCGCAGUGAGCAGCAGGUCCGUUUCCUGUGUGCUGGAGGAAGUGGGGUUUGGACGUCCUGCAGACUUGACCCAAUCAUCAGGUUGUUUGACUGGACUACUGGACGACCGCUGCAGGAAGUCGACUUCACAUCUUUGAUCACUAAAACAUUAGGUCAGCCCUUCUUGAUGCUCUCACCUCUCCAGAUCUCCUCCCUCUCCAUCAUCUCUGGCCGUCUGUGGGUGGGCACUGGUGGCGGCGCCAUUUUUUCCAUCCCCCUGUCAAUAACGUCAGAGGAUAUUUCCAUCCCAUACUGCUCCACUACAUCAGUCCAGCUGUCGUAUCAUGGACACAGACAAGCAGUUCGAUUCAUCAUUGCUGCUCCUGGCUGUUUGAUCACGUCUCCUGGCAGCAGCCAUGUAACCACUGCUCAGCUCGUUCUCAGUGGAGGAGAGGGCUACAUCAACUUCCGAAUAGGAGAUGAUGCAAGUGAUGAGUCGACUGAGCUGUCUCAGUCGACACCCCAGCGGUCUGAACGUAGUCACAUGAUCAUCUGGCAGAUUCCCAGCCCUUCUGUGCCCAACCCUGCACUCUGAAUGUUCAUCUCCUGAGUCAUGUUGGACGUAAACAAGCAUUUACGGAACCAGAGUCUCCUCUCAGUGGUGCACUGAUCUGAACAAAAUAUCACUGUGGCAACAAAAAGCCUGUAAGAUGUGAUAAUUUUUCUUUUUUUUAUAUAUUUUUAAGUCCUGUACCUUGUUCGACUAGAUUUUGUCUUUCUAUGUGCCUUCAUCUGAUUUUUAUACCCAGUCUGUAUUUUUCAUCAGUUAUCAACUUUUUUUUUUUUUUAUCUGAUAAACUUUUGCACAAGCAAUGAAUUCAGGUUCACAAACAUUGAGAUCUCCAGUGGAACAAUAGAACAAUUCUCCAUCCUUGGAUCAUGAUGCUUGUUUUUUUUUUUUUUUUGGCUGCUGUUUGCAUAACUUUACUGGAAUACUGGAAGGGGGUUUGUUUUUUCCUUAAGCAUAAAGACAAUCAUGUCAAAAUCUUUUGACACUGCAUUCAAACUAGGAACUUGAUGUGUGGUCUUAUGUCCUGGGACAGGUAUCAAAUCCUGCCUCUUAAGUCCAGGUGGAGUAAUUGCAACAACUUGCACAUUAUAAAUGUGUCUCUGUAGAAUAUUCUUUUGAAUCUCUUUAAGAAAUUAUUUAUUUUUCCUGUUUGCCUAAUGAAUCAAAGUGCUUCAUGUCUUAAUGUGAUUUCUUAGUGCUUGUAAAAUAAGGGAGAGAUGUUCUUUAAAAUGUCAUUUGCAGUAUUAGUGUGGCAUUACAAGUAUAAGCAAACAUAUCACAGAAGCCUCCUUUUUUUUCUUGGACAGACUAAAGUACAGGUUCUCAAUCAAAUCUUGUAGCAUUGGUCAUUUUUUGAUGUUAUUGUGUAAAGCUGUAUCCAGAUUCAUAUCAAUAAAUUAAAAUAUAUUUCCAAAGCUAAGUCAGUUGAAGUAAAACUUGUCGAUACACAGAUGUAUUUCAAGUCUUUACUUCUGAUGAUGGCUUCCAGCUAAAGCAUGUCUAAACAUUUGUGACUCUGGAAAUUACAAUAUGACGUUCAACUGUUUUAAAUGUCGAUUUUAUUAUUAAUAUUUACUAACUUGACAUUGUUUUCCAAUAGAGAGUCAAUAAAACAUUUGAUAAAAAGGAUAAGUCACUAAGAAGAAGCUGGUUGUUCAAACCUGUGUAGUAAAGUUUAGUGGAAGAAAAAAGUGUACUAGGUCCACAAGCAGUAGGAAUAACCAGAGCCUA